Molecule: messenger RNA, 1621 nt
Organism: Erythranthe guttata (spotted monkey flower)
Lineage: Eukaryota; Viridiplantae; Streptophyta; Magnoliopsida; Lamiales; Phrymaceae
Product: O-Glycosyl hydrolases family 17 protein
Biological process (GO): carbohydrate metabolic process
Molecular function (GO): hydrolase activity, hydrolyzing O-glycosyl compounds
Source: RefSeq, a predicted model, not a curated record
AGAGAGAGAGAGAGAGAGAGAGAGAGAGAAAACUCCAUCAAGAUUUCUUAGCAAUUCUCUUUCCCAAAUGCAGUUGCAAAGAUUGAUAUUGUUAUCGCCCUUCUUUGUGGUGGUGGUGGUGAUGGUGGUGAAUAUGGCGGCAAUGGCGGCGAGCGGCAGCGUGGGGGUAACUGGGGGACAAUGGCGAGCCACCAGCUGCCGCCGGAGAGCGUGGUGGACAUGCUGAAAGACAACGGCUUCGACAAGGUGAAGCUCUUCGACGCCGACGAGAGCAUCCUCGAAGCCCUCUCCGGCACCGGCAUCGAAGUCAUGCUCGCCGUACCAAACUACAUGCUCGAGCAAAUGAGCCUCGACUCCGGCGGCGCCGCCGAUCUCUGGGUCGAAGCCAACCUCACCGCCUACGCCUACCCCGGAGGCGUCAACAUCAGAUACGUCGCCGUGGGAAACGAGCCAUUCUUGAAAACCUACAACGACACCUACCUAAAGAACACACUCCCAGCUUUAAGAAACAUCCAAGAAGCCAUCAACCGGGCCGGGUUCGGAGCCGAGAUCAAAGCCACAGUCCCCUUCAAUGCCGACAUCUACUACUCGCCGGAAUCCAACCCGGUCCCUUCCUCCGGCGACUUCCGCCCCGAAAUCCGGGAUCUCACGAUCCAAAUCAUCCAAUACCUCCACUUAAACGACGCCCCGUUUGUGGUCAAUAUCUAUCCCUUCUUGAGCCUCUACAGCAACCCUUACUUCCCCAUCGAUUUCGCCUUCUUCGAAGCGGGCCCCACCAAAAACAACCACCCAAUCAGAGACGGACAAAACCUCUACACGAACGUGUUCGACGCAAAUCUCGACACCCUUGUCUGGUCACUAACCAAAGCCGGAUACCCCGACAUGAAAAUCCUCAUCGGAGAAGUGGGCUGGCCUACCGACGGAGACAAGCACGCUGACAUCGAAAAGGCGAAAAGAUUCAACCAAGGGCUCGUGCAGCACGUUCUUGGCAAUGAAGGAACACCUGCAAGAAAAGGGCCGAUCGAUAUCUACCUUUUUAGCCUUAUAGACGAAGAUUCCAAAAGCAUCGACCCAGGCAGUUUCGAGAGGCAUUGGGGUAUAUUCGAGUUCGAUGGGAAGCCAAAAUACGAGCUCGAUUUAUCCGGUAGAGAGGAGAAUAAAGGGCUUGUGGCGGUGCAGGGUGUGAGGUACAUGGUUAGGAGGUGGUGCGUGUUGAGACCCCGUGGUAAGGACGACGACGUGGACGAUAGAGAAUUGGGUAGGAAUGUGGAUUACGCGUGUAGUUUGUCGGAUUGUACGGCUUUAGGGUAUGGUUCGUCGUGCAAUCAUUUGAGUGCUAAGGGGAAUGCUUCGUAUGCGUUUAAUAUGUAUUACCAAUCCAAGAACCAAAACGAGUGGGAUUGCGAUUUCGAGGGAUUGGGCGUGAUUACGGAGGAGGAUCCUUCGGACAAUAAGUGUAGGUUUCCGGUUAUGAUCGGUUACGGUAAUCGGGUGGUGCUUCUGCAUAGGAAGGUGGUGAAUAUCUUGCUUGCUGUUCUUGAAGGGUGUAUAGUGUUUCUGCUUCUUGUUUCUUAGGUUUUAAUAAAUUUAUUUUUAAUUUUCUAUUUUUUUAAUAGAGGAU